Molecule: messenger RNA, 1398 nt
Organism: Lindgomyces ingoldianus
Lineage: Eukaryota; Fungi; Ascomycota; Dothideomycetes; Pleosporales; Lindgomycetaceae
Exons: 2
Coding region: 107-1279 (390 amino acids)
Source: RefSeq, a predicted model, not a curated record
CACCACUUGGCGGCGACUUCGACGUCUCAUCGACCUUAAAUUUCGGGCUGAUCGACGUCUCCAACCCACACCGUUACGUUGGCGUGCACCACCAGUGUUCGUCGUCAUGAUGGCGAGCAAGAGACUCCCAGCCACACCCAAUGUUGAUCGCGAGAUCAAAAAAGUCAGGUGGACGUCUCUAACCUGUCCGCCCGCAAACCCUUUGACUAUGCUCAAUGCGGAAGAGUCACCCUUCUUGAAACUGCCAGCAGAGCUUCGAAACCAUAUCUAUGAGCUUCUCCUCGGUGGGCAUUUCAUCCAUGUGGAGGGAGAUAAGAGAACAGACUCCUGCAAAACUUCUAGACCGUACAACGAGGCUUCCUGGGCCGAGUUUGCGGGUGGUGGUUCUAAUCUUUUGAGUAGCUGGGGUCAUGACUUUUGCCUGCAUUUUUAUUCCUGUAAGGCCCAAAUGUCUGAAGAUGAAGCUUUUCGACGUUCUCGAGACGCUUCUUUGAACGAGCGACUCUCUGGAUCGGAGGGAAAUUUGAACUACUGGAGGCUAGGAGACCCAUUCCACGUCGAUUCCUGCACAUUGCGACACCAAGCCUGCUAUCCUGAGGAUGACUAUCAGAAGCCAGCUUGGAUGAUGACACCAAGAGAUAGCAAUAGCCGAACCAGACCAAAUGUGAGCCUUAACAGGACUCUAAAUCUCACCUUUCUUCAGACUAGCCGGCAGGUAUACCAAGAAGCCAAGAAGCUCCCCUUUUUUCUCAAUACAUUUGGGUUUAGAAAUGUGCUAGCUUUGCUGUUCUUCCUCUUUCGUCUUGAGCCUUUCCAGGGCAAUGCCUUGGCUACGCUAUGGAUUUACCUAAGAGCUGGUCGCUCUUUCCACUCUUCGGACGCCAGGAGUUGGAACCAGCGGCUCUUCGCGCCCAGCCUCCUUUCCAACCUCCAAGGACUUCGCGUUGUUCACAUCUCUAUCAGUAUCGCUCACACUGGAAUGGGCGAUAGAGGACCUCUCCGUAGCGAAUUCUACGAACCGCACCUGAAUAGCUGGGUUCUUGGUCUCAGUCGCCUCCGAGGUCUUCCUUUAGAGCGUGUGACUGUGAUUAUCUCUGAUGAUCCAGCCUCGAAAUUCGGAAUUGACGGGUACUCAGAUCGUGUUAUGCAGUAUGGAUGGAAUUUUAACCCCGAAACCUGGCUGUUGUUGCGAGAACAGGAAUGCUUUAGUGCAGAAGAGAAGAGGCAGUGGGCAGAGCGAUUACGACAACAUAUCUUAAAAGAGACCACCGAUAUGUAGAUGGCAUCGAGUGUUUUGGGCCAAGUAGAACGUUUCAACCAUUGCCCAUCGAAUAAUUCUUUUAGAUAGCAAUCCUCGAAACCCCAUCCCUUUGCCAACCCAUUGCCAAUGUCUCAGAA